Molecule: messenger RNA, 1056 nt
Organism: Zasmidium cellare ATCC 36951
Lineage: Eukaryota; Fungi; Ascomycota; Dothideomycetes; Mycosphaerellales; Mycosphaerellaceae
Exons: 4
Coding region: 1-1056 (351 amino acids)
Biological process (GO): NADPH regeneration
Cellular component (GO): cytoplasm
Molecular function (GO): oxidoreductase activity; nucleotide binding
Source: RefSeq, a predicted model, not a curated record
AUGGUCUUCGGUAUCGCGCUCUUGGGCGCGGGAACCUAUCCCAAACAGACAUAUCUGGCACCACUUCACUCUGUAGACGCAAAGCUUGUUGCCGUAUACUCUCGGUCCCGUCGAAGCGCUGCAGAUACGGCUGAAGAGGCCAAGAAGCUCAGUGGUUUCGUCUCCUCGAAUUUUGACCUCUAUCAUGAUGAGGAAUCAGGUCCUGGAUUGGACGAUCUGCUCAAGCGUGAUGAUGUCCACGCAGUUGUCAUAUCGCUGCCGACUCUCGUGCAGCCUGGAUUGGCUCUAAAGGCUCUUGCCGCUGGAAAGCAUGUUGUUAUGGAGAAACCUAUUGCAAAAGACGUACAAGCAUCUCAAGCCCUCAUAGCGGAGCACGACGCCAAGUACAAGUCAAAGGGUCUCAUUCUAUCGAUCAUGGAGCAGUACAGGUUCGAUGAAGGCCACGACAACGCGAGACAGAUCGUCACCGACGGCACCAUUGGCGAUCUCACUGCAGUACAUGCACGCGUCUGGAACAAAGUGUCGCCAGGAAACAAGUACUACGAAACCGAGUGGAGAAAAAAGCCGGAGUACCAAGGAGGUUUCCUCCUCGAUGGCGGUGUCCAUUUCGUCUCAUUGAUUCGACACAUUGCAGCUGACGAGAUCGUGGAGACGGUGUCAUUUGCAAAGCAGACUCUGGACCACUUACCGCCCCUCGAUACCGUACAGGCAGCAUUGAAGCUCAAAUCCGGAGCCUUGGGCACAUUGAGCAUCUCGUUUGCUUCUGCGAAGAGAGAUUUCAGCUACGUCUUCAUCGGGUCCAAAGGCAGCUUAGUCUUGACGCGUGAUCCGAACGGCACCAAGCUCAUAGUAGAGGACGAUGCAGGCAACGCCGUCAGCGAGGAGAUCGUGAGCAACAGCAGCACGUACAAGAACCUGUUCGCGGCAUUCCUGGACGACAUCCAGGCUGGGAAAUCGGACGAAAGAGGCUCGCCACAGCAGGCACUCGCUGAUGUUGCUGUUGUUGAGAGUAUCUGCAGUGGAGGUGGGAGUGUCAAGUACUAUCCCGGCAUUUGA